Messenger RNA from Thermothelomyces thermophilus ATCC 42464, 804 nucleotides. RefSeq lists its product as uncharacterized. The record is from RefSeq and is a predicted model, not a curated record. The coding region runs from base 185 to 751 and encodes 188 amino acids. Lineage: Eukaryota; Fungi; Ascomycota; Sordariomycetes; Sordariales; Chaetomiaceae. The transcript has 3 exons.
UGCUUUGAAAUUUCGAUUUGUCAACUUCUUACUCUUCCCUCCCCAUCGACGCGCUCCAUCGGGUCAUUUUAUGAGCGAGCGAGCACUUGCACAUACUGCGUGUCAACAAUCGUCAACUUUACGCCCAAUUAAUUACUCCUCCUUCCCUCUCAUCAACGACCGGUUUUCAAGUCAACAAUCCGCAAUGAUGAUGCCGUCAGUCUUCUCGCUGACCGGCAGAGUCGCGAUACUCCUCAUCGGCGGAGCCAGCGGCCACAUGAUUAUGAAUUCGCCGACCCCGUACAACCUGAACAUCCAACCGCUGCUUCAAGUCGACCCCCUUAGCGGCGAUUCCUAUCCGUUCCCCUGCCACAACCAGUACGGGUUUACCACCCGUACUUUGGUUGAGGCUGGCGGCUCGACUCUGGUGAACUUUACUGGCGGCGGCCAGCAUGGCGGCGGAUCUUGCCAGUUCAGCAUCACCUACGACGAGCCCGUCAACGGCGGCGACUGGAACAAGUCGGCCAAGUUCAAGACCAUCUACAGCAUCAUCGGCGGCUGCCCUGCCGUCUUCACGGACGAGACUCACAAUCUCGCGCCGGUCGCCAUGGACAAGAACAUGCGCCAGGAUAGCCAGCACUGCGGCAACGACUCUGGCAUUGACUGCAUUCGCCAGUUCAUGGUUCCCAUUCCCAAGUUCCUCAAGAACGGCCCGGCCACUUUCGCUUGGACUUGGUUCAACAAGCUGGGCAACAAGGAGAUGUACAUGUGAGUGGUUUAUCAUCAUUGAGCUGAUGACUUUUUUAUUCUUCUUUCCUUUUUUAU